This is a messenger RNA of Anoplopoma fimbria (sablefish), 969 nucleotides long. RefSeq names its product phosphatidylinositol-specific phospholipase C, X domain containing 3 (gene plcxd3). NCBI's taxonomy places the organism in Eukaryota, Metazoa, Chordata, Actinopteri, Perciformes, Anoplopomatidae. Gene Ontology annotation, molecular function: phosphoric diester hydrolase activity. The record is from RefSeq and is a predicted model, not a curated record. Bases 1 to 969 code for a protein of 322 amino acids. The transcript has 6 exons. Gene Ontology annotation, biological process: lipid metabolic process. Gene Ontology annotation, cellular component: synapse.
AUGGCUUCGUCUCACGGGAGAAGCGACAUGCGCUUUGCGGACUGGAUGGCAAGUUUACCGCAGAGCAUGCACAGCACCCCGCUCACCAACCUGGCCAUUCCCGGUUCCCAUGAUUCCUUCAGUUUCUACAUUGACGAGUCGUCCCCUGUGGGACCCGAGCAGCCGGAGACGGUGCAGAACUUUGUUUCUGUUUUUGGCACGGUGGCCAAGAAACUCAUGAGGAAGUGGUUAGCUACACAGACUAUGAACUUCAUCAGCCAACUGGAGGCUGGGAUCCGCUUCUUUGACCUGCGCAUCUCCACCAAGCCCCGCGACCCCGACAACGAGCUGUUCUUCGCCCACGGGCUCUUCAGUGCCACGGUCAGAGAAGGUCUAGAGCAGAUCAGCAGUUUCCUGUCGGCUCACGCCAGAGAAGUUGUGUUCCUGGACUUCAACCACUUCUACGGCGUGCAGAACAUGCACCAUGAAAAACUGGUGGCCAUGUUAAAAGAGGUGUUUGGAGACAAACUCUGCCCAGUCGUCUUCGCUCAGGAGGUGUCUCUGCAGUAUCUGUGGGAGAAGGAGUACCAGGUGCUUGUCUUCUACCACCACCCCAUGGCCCUGGAAGUGCCCUUCCUGUGGCCAGGGCAGAUGAUGCCCUCUCCUUGGGCCAACACCACCGACCCAGAGAAGCUGGUUCAGUUUCUCCAGGCGUCUGUCACUGACCGCAGGAGGAAGGGGACCUUCUUUGUCUCCCAGGUGGUUCUGACGCCGAAGGCCAGCACUGUGAUGAAGGGCGUGGCUAGCGGACUGAGAGAGACGAUCACAGAAAGGGCCUUACCGGGCAUGAUGCAGUGGAUCCGAUCGCAGAGACCCGGGGAGAGCGGCAUCAACAUUAUCACAGCUGACUUUGUGGAGCUCGGAGAGUUCAUCAGCGCUGUCAUCACCCUCAACUAUCACCUGGACGACGAUGAAGAUGACGCCACCUGA